AUGUUCGAGCCACUCUGCGGCGCCAAUCAACAGGUUCAAUUCGUUGCUGGGAACCACUACAGCCACACGACACAAGCUUCAGGCCACGACGACAUGCUGGACGACGAGUCCAACGUGGCGCUUACGCGCUCGUCGCCCUCGCCGAAUCUCGUGCGCGCUCUCGCGCCUGUCGCUUGUGCGGCGACGGAAGAUACGCGGCAGGACUACGACCCGUUGGUCAUGGCCGUCGAGGCCGCAGCGACGAUCAAGACGAUCCGUGACGUGCUUAAUCCAACGCCCCACGACUCUGCACGAAGCUUUUUGUCCAUCGCGGAUGUGGCGCCACUGUCCAAGGUGUCGCUCGCCAAGGUGGGCACGCCCUCUACGGUCCGCUAUGUGCACGACGACACGGUGGAUGACGAUGCGACAGUGAGAGAGGAAGCAGACGGCGAUGUGACGACGAUGGACGACGGCGACGCCAGCACGAGGUCUGUGAUCAGAAUGAAGCCGAACACGCGUCUACCGGGCACAACGGCCGUGGGCGUCGUGUACCGGUACAAUGCGACGGAGGUGGAGGAAGAUGAGAUGGAGGAACUUCGCUGGACUAUCCAUCAGCAAGUGUUUCAGCGAUACUCUCAGCUCGAGCAAAAGUGCGACGAGUGGGGACAACUGGCAGAGCAAGAUACACGAGUGGUUUUCGUUCACGGUGUCAGACGGGAACGGAUUACGGCCGAAAAGAAGUUUCACGACAAUGCGGUUCGUGAUGCCGUGGGAAAAGCAAACGCUGCGUGGGUGGAGGAGCGGCGCAAUCGCGUUGACGAGGAAGUCCGUCAGUUUUAUCACGACGAAAUGCGGCACAGACAGGCGUUGACGCUGACACGUCUGGAAAAGAUGUCCCCAUUCUGUAAGUUUCCGAUCCUAGGCAAUCGAUUUUUGCCACUUCGUCUGCGAGGAAAGGGUGGACAUGGGGAAGUGUGGGACGUGGUGGAUUUUGCCGACAACAAGAAGCUCUGCGCGCUCAAGCUAUCGACUUCCAUUUGCCACGCCAAACGCGAGCACCACGUGCAUUCGAGACUCAAGCACCCGAAUAUUGUUCAAGUCGGCGAAGUGCCACUGCUCAUUCGCUACCAACAGCAGCAAUACACAGCGUUCACUGUAGCUAGUGUCCAUUCCGACUUGCAGCAGCUUAUUGAGAUACAUGAAUUCUUCGACGACGAUUCGGCAUACAAGGUGCUUUCUCAGCUUUUGAGUGCCCAGAGGUACCUGCACGAGGAUAUGGGCAUCGCUCACUACGACCUGAAGCCAUCGAACAUUUUGAUCGAUCAGGACGGGUGUGUGAAACUGACUGACUUCGACUUAGCCCGCGAUGCCAAAUCUACUACGUCAAAUUCUACAGUUGGCACUCUACGGUACCUCCCGCCCGAGUGUUUUCGUCCGAAACGAGGCGAUUGCGAAGCCACGGCUGAAAAAGCGGAUAUGUGGAUGGUAGGUAUCGUCUAUUGCAUGAUGAUUACUGGGAAACACCCGAUCUGUCCAGUCAAGCUAACCCCUGCGGAGUUCAAGUCAAUGAUGAGUCGGUACACUGGAGCGAUACAGUACGCUCGGCCAGUCUCCGAUCUGUCGAGGUGGAUUAUACAAGGAUGCCUUCAGCCCGACCCAAGGUGCCGACCCACGGCCGCGCAAUUGCUGGUGGCGCUACAGAACGUGAUGCUGCAGCAGUGCCCCACGCGUUAA
This is a messenger RNA of Peronospora matthiolae, 1713 nucleotides long. The record is from the annotation of a GenBank genome assembly. Lineage: Eukaryota; Oomycota; Peronosporomycetes; Peronosporales; Peronosporaceae.